ACCUUAAACCACAACACACAUUUUGUUCUUUUUACUUUCUUUCUUGCUUCAUAUUGUACUAUAAUCUAAGAAUGUCAGGGGUUUGGAUUUUCAAUCCGAAUGGCGUAAUGAGGCUAGUAGAUGGCGUGGAGGCAAUGGAAGGUUGUCGCCAAGGGUCAGGUGGACGGCGCAAGGUGCUUGUUCACACCGCAAGCAACGAGAUCAUCACUUCUUACGUGGUUUUAGAGCGAAAGCUUUAUUCGCUUGGAUGGGAACGUUACUACGAUGACCCUGACCUCCUUCAGUUCCACAAACACUCCACCAUUGAUCUUAUCUCCCUUCCUAUGGAUUUCAAUAGGUUCAAAUCCAUGCACAUGUAUGACAUAGUUGUGAAGAACAAGCACUCCUUUGAAGUUAGGGACAUGAUGAUGUAGGCCAACAAAUUAUCCCUAUGCAUGACCUUGUAAUUUGGAUUCUAUGUUUGGUAGUGUUUUUUCUUUUUCUUUUUUAGUAGUGUGACUUAGCAUGAUACAGUCGCAUUAAUCUGUGUAUUUUGUGCAUAGAUUUGUGUUUUUAUUACUAUAUAUAGUAUGUAAUAUAGAGUUUGUGCUUCAGUGGCUGUCAUUUGUGUUAGGAUGCUAAAUAUUAACAUUUUUGU
Trifolium pratense (red clover) is the source of this 637-nucleotide messenger RNA. RefSeq names its product flowering-promoting factor 1-like protein 1. Gene Ontology annotation, biological process: regulation of flower development. The transcript has a single exon. The record is from RefSeq and is a predicted model, not a curated record. Lineage: Eukaryota; Viridiplantae; Streptophyta; Magnoliopsida; Fabales; Fabaceae. The coding region runs from base 72 to 413 and encodes 113 amino acids.